Messenger RNA from Striga hermonthica, 2739 nucleotides. The record is from the annotation of a GenBank genome assembly. NCBI's taxonomy places the organism in Eukaryota, Viridiplantae, Streptophyta, Magnoliopsida, Lamiales, Orobanchaceae.
AUGGAAAUCGACCAAUCCGAUGACGACGAAGUCGAGAGAAGAUCCGAUAUGCUGCGAAAUCUCUCGGCCAACGGCCCGCUGCCCAUUUCCAUGGCGAAGCUCUCCGGUUCGUGUCGCAUCUUACCCUCCCGAAAGGACUUCCAUUUCUACAACAAUUUUCAAGAUUUCAAGCUCCCCAUCAAGGAAUUCGACAAGAAGUCCAAGAAUCUUCUGGAGAAAAUCGGUGCGUCGAAGGAUUUGUUCGGGAAGAAAAUCCCUCUGCCGGACGACAAGGACGUCGAGUUGGACGACGACGCGGCGCUUGAUUGGCUGGUGAACGUGAACGACGAGAUUUUCGAGAGGUUCGAUGUGUCCUUGGAUGAUUUCAGGGGGCUGCGUAAGGAGGAAGAGGAGAGUGGCGUGAGGACGAUGAGGGUCAAUGGGGUUGAUGAGGAUGGGUUUCAGAUGGUUUAUGGGAAGAAGAACAAGAAACCUGUGGGGGGUGUGGCGAGGAAUGCUGAUGGGGAAGUGAAAGGGGCUCAAGAAGUGAAGGUGGCUACCAAGUUGAAGCCAAAAAUCCCGUUUCACGUACCUUCUAUAACGAAGCCGCAGGAUGAGUAUAAGAUCAUUGUGAAUAAUACGAACCAGCCGUUUGAGCAUGUGUGGUUGCAGAGGAGUGAGGAUGGUUCUAGGUUCUUACAUCCUUUGGAGGAGCUCUCUGUUCUCGACUUUGUUGAUAAGAGUGAUAGUAUGGAUGAACCCGAAAAACCUCUUCCGAUCGAACUUACGCCACUCAAAUUUGUGGAGAACGUUAAAGACUUGAAGCAGUUAGCCAUCACGCUGCGUAAUGUGAAUGAAUUUGCGGUUGAUUUAGAACACAACCAUUAUAGGUCCUUUCAAGGGCUGACAUGUUUGAUGCAAAUAUCUACAAGAACGGAAGACUUUAUAAUCGACACUCUGAAACUUCGCAUUCACAUUGGUCCGUAUCUCAGAGAAGUAUUCAAAGAUCCAACUAAGAGAAAGGUAAUGCAUGGAGCAGACCGUGAUAUCAUGUGGCUUCAACGUGACUUUGGCAUUUAUGUCUGUAAUAUGUUUGACACGGGACAGGCCUCAAGGGUUUUGAAAAUGGAAAGGUACAGCCUGGAACAUCUCUUGAAUCAUUUCUGUGGAGUUACAGCAAACAAAGAAUACCAGAAUGCAGAUUGGAGAAUUAGACCUCUUCCGCAUGAGAUGAUCAAAUAUGCCCGAGAAGAUACACAUUAUUUGUUGUAUAUAUAUGAUCUUAUGAGGAUAAGGUUGCUCAAGUUAUCUGCCGAUUCUGAAAGUUCUGAUCCUCCUCUAAUUGAGGUCUACAAACGCAGUUAUGAUAUAUGCACUCAACUCUAUGAGAAAGAGCUUCUGACAGAAUCUUCAUAUCUUCACAUUUAUGGGGUGCAUAAUGCUGGGCUGAAUGCUCAACAGCUAGCAGUUGUUUCUGGACUUUGUGAGUGGAGGGAUGUCAUUGCUCGUUCAGAAGAUGAGAGUACUGGUUAUGUUUUGCCCAAUAGAACUCUUAUUGAAAUUGCUAAGGAGAUGCCUCUCACAACAAACCACUUGCGUCGGAUCUUGAAAUCUAAGCACCCUUAUAUCGAACGGAAUCUUGGUUCAGUUGUCAGUAUUAUAAGGCACUCAAUUCAAAAUGCUUCUGCAUUUGAGGAGGCUGCUAAACUUCUUAAUGAAAGACGCUUGGAAUUGGCAAACGAAGAACACACUUUGGCCACAGAGGACACCGAAGUACCACAUUCUGAAGCUCCUGAUGAAAUAUUGAAGAUUGCUGAGGGAGUCGAUAAUGUGCAAAACAUCAGUUCGUGUAAUGAUCCUGUGGUUGGGAACUCAACAGGGUCCACACAACAUAAGGUUGAGUUUCGGGACAAUAGUGAAAAGGGUAAAGAUAUCAGUAUUGCAAAUGAUAAUAGUGAGACGCGGCCUGUACUUGGAGACCCUAAAGAUGGACAUGCUAAUGUGAGUUCAUCACAUUCUGCUGAAGCAACUGUUCAGCUGCUGAAGAAGCCUAGCCGAGCUUUUGGCGCGUUGCUUGGAAAUUCGGCAAAGAGGAAGUUCAAUCCUGAUGAAACAAAACACGGAGGCGGUAAACUGGAUCAGAUAAAAUCAACGGUUAGCCUUCCUUUCCUUACAUUCUCGGGUAUGAACGAGAGACUCCAAACGGAUCCUGAAGAAACUGCCAAGAAUCUCGAUACUGCGCAGCACCACACAGAAUCUUCAGCUCCUGUCCCAGCCUCGACUCUAGAAGACAUCAUCAUCUUGGAUGCUGACUCAGACUCCGAUGUUGACCUGGCAAGAGAUGACACACGUGCCCCCAACAGCUCCAAUGACCCUCCUGAAAGAAAGGACCAAGAACAAAAUUCGGGUUCAGAUGUGGAUGAGCCCAUGUCGCUCGAUGACCUGUCUUCCAGCUUCCAAAAGUGCCUACCCUCGCCAGAUCAGACUAUAAGUGGUAAAGCCGUUGGUAAAUCUCCAUCUUUCUUGGAGGUGAAGCCUUUUGACUAUGAGGCUGCACGAAAACAGGUGAAAUUUGGGGCAAAUCGCAAAGGAGAACCAAUGGGUGAGGAUGAUGAUCGUAGUGUUAGGAAACAAGACAGGCAAAAGGGUUUGGUGAAGGAAAAGUCGGGGAAGGAUGAGGGCCCCACAGAGUUUGGACAGGGUAGAAGGCGUCAGGCUUUCCCGGCUUCUGGCAACCGUAGUGCGACUUUUCGUUGGUAG